AUGGACGAUGCGCUGAGCGACGCGUUUGGCGACGCGUUUGGCGUGGACGACGGCACUGCUGCCUCCAAGCAGCAGCGCCGAGAAGCGAGGUUUCGCGCUGCAUUUGACAAUGCGCGAGCGACGUAUGAGGCAAAGCAGGAUACGGACGCGUGGUUCUUCCAGGAUCAUGUACGCAACAAGCCGACGGCGGUAUGGGACGCGGACGAGAUGGAUACCAAGACGACGGCGCGAUUGUGUGCAUGUACAACCUAUUUAUAUUUUCAGGGGAGGUACGAGGCUGCGUAUGCAUGGAGCACGGCCAUGCUUGGGCGACUCCAUGUGGUGUCGGAAGCAGACGCUUGGGAAGCUUCCAUCCCUGUGCAGCGCGCCAUGCAUCGGGACAAGACUCAAAAAGCGCUUGCAUCUUCGAGUUUUGCGCGCGAAAUGCUCGACACUGUGCUGCGCUGCAUGCUGCAUCUUCAUACGGGGCGGUGGACGUUAAGCGCACAAGACAUUGCGAUGAUCGCAGCAGGAUUUGAAAAGAUACGGCUCGCACCGACAGAAUAUGCGGGCUUGCAUGAGCAUGGUAUACCGAACGAUAAUGCGCUGAAAACCUGUAUAUGGACACCGCUCCCAGGCUUGGCCGUCACUGUUGGCGACGUGUGCAGUCGAUGUGGACGAUACGAUAGUGCUUUGGAGGCGUACGCACUUGCACUGGGCGUACGCAUACACUGGCGCACGAUGCGGUCCGCCGCUUGCGCGUUAUCGCGCCUGUGUGCGUCGACGGGCAUGGCUGUGUACAAGGUGACGGCACAGGCUGCACUGGCGUGUGCAUUGCAGUCGUGCCCUCUCGCACAACGUGUAUUUUUACAGAAUACACUACUACCUGCGCAUUUGCCUAUGCCGCUUACAGGCGCUGCACAAAGCGUCUUGGCCGACCCGCACGCCGAGGAUGCGAUGCUGCAUGCAUUGCUGCAUGCUACGCUACGGAACGAGGCAGCGCUAGCGCUAUAUGUGGCGCUAAGAUCACGAGGAGGUAUAUACCUCCUGUCUAUGCGCCUCCCUUUCUACCUCUCUCCUAGCGAGAACUCGUCGUGGACUGCGGAUGACGAUAACGACGUAGCAGGACCCCGUAGCGUGAAGACCUUGUAA
Malassezia vespertilionis is the source of this 1131-nucleotide messenger RNA. RefSeq lists its product as uncharacterized. The record is from RefSeq and is a predicted model, not a curated record. NCBI's taxonomy places the organism in Eukaryota, Fungi, Basidiomycota, Malasseziomycetes, Malasseziales, Malasseziaceae. Bases 1 to 1131 code for a protein of 376 amino acids. The transcript is spliced from 3 exons.